Messenger RNA from Pseudomassariella vexata, 1223 nucleotides. RefSeq lists its product as uncharacterized. NCBI's taxonomy places the organism in Eukaryota, Fungi, Ascomycota, Sordariomycetes, Amphisphaeriales, Pseudomassariaceae. The transcript has a single exon. The record is from RefSeq and is a predicted model, not a curated record. The coding region runs from base 192 to 992 and encodes 266 amino acids.
GGUGCUCAACAACCUCUAGCUAGUUCCUCGUCCCCACGAUGUGUUUUUCAUCUCUCAUACACGAUGUCUGACCUGCUCUGACCCAGCUUUUGGGAGACUCACUCCCCACGAAGCCUCAGUCUUGCUUUAUCUUUAGUCACUCGUUCCAGUCACUCAUUUCGCGACAAUCGUCGCCGCCCCUCGUUCCAUCAAUGCGACAAACUGUAGCUUUCGUCCUGCUGCUCCUAGCAUCCGUCGCCACGCCGAGCACCGCUAGCACCACCACCACCACUAUCUGGGCCACGCCCCACGAAUCCUACUCCUCGUCCAUCGGCGCCCUCGGUUGCAAGCUCAACACAAAUCGGGUAGCCUACUUUCCCUUGGCGCCUUCAUGCAGCUCCCUCUGCAUCCGACUCACCCACGCAUCGUCCGGUCGCUCCCUCGCCCUCCUGCGCAUCGACCAAUCCGACGGCGCUCACGAUGUCUCGUACGACGCGUGGAACUACCUCGUCACCGGCGCGUCUGCGACCGACGCCCCGACGACGGGCGGUGCCGUCGCCAUGGAUUACGAGGAAGUGGAUAUGGACGAGUGUGCGGAAUUGAUACACGCGGAUGGAGGGAAAUUGGCCCUGAGUGCCUCGAAUAGCAUGAACUUCCUGUUCAGCUGUCUGGAGGGAUAUCCGGAUGGCUGGCUUGCCCAGAAUUACGCCCUGUACAAUGUGUUGGACCCCAUUUGUUCUUGGGGACGCGACGAGUUGUGUAAUAUCGAUUGGGGCGGCGGGGCAAACCAGCCUACUUGUCCAAGUACUCUGGGGGUGCCGGCCCAGAUGGGCGCCGACGACACCGUGUUCAAUGUCCAGUAUGGUACGGGGAGGCUGGUGAAUGCGUCGGAUGGCCAGGUCGUCGAAGAUGGUGUCGGCAAUGGGAGCUCGGGACGGGCCAGGGGCGCUGGACUUGGUCUUCUUGGACCCUUGCUGGCUUUGGCACUAGGGAUCCAUCUGCAGAUUACUUAGAUUUACACUCCUGACGAUAGUUAAUGAAUAAUAUGUUGUUGUGUUUGCCUUGGGCAAACAAGGUGGUACGGCUUGAUGGAGCCAACGUCGUAGGUCGAAAGUGCUGCCACCUGCGGAGUCACUAUAUGUAACACCACGGAUUCUUCACAGCUUGUGAACCCGGUAUCAAUGACUGCAAGUUGCGGGACCACUGUUUUACAAGUUGACCCAUCGUUGGAAGUAGCUUUGACG